AUGGCGGACGGAAGCUGGGGCGUGCGACGCCGACUGGCCAUCUGGGAGAGCCGAGCAGACUCGUUCCGCGAUAAAUCGAGCGCGGAUCCUGUACGAACCUCCACAUCAGGUUCGGGAGCUCCCGGAGCUCCAAGCGGCGCGCCAGCGCAGUACGGCGCGUCGACAGCCGUUGGAUCAACGGCGAUGGCGAACGGAGGGCGCAGAUGGGAGCAGUGGGAUCGGACGUACGACAACGUGCAUUUCUCCACCCCGCGGGAUGGCCAGUUUGGCGGACCCGGCGCGUCGUCUAGCUAUGUGCCGCGGAUCAGGAGGGAAGCACCACCACCACCACCACCACCACCACCAGCACCAUCAGCACCAACCCCACCAGCAGCCACACCAGCAGCCACACCAGCAGCCACACCAGCAGCCACACCAGCACCCCACCACCCUAACCUUCCCCAGCAGCAGCAGUAUUACCCUGGGGUGGACUGGAAGCCCAAGGAGGUGUUCUUCAAGUUCCGCCAGCGCUUCAUGCAGUACAAGCUCGGGGCGAACAUUGAACUCAGGCGCAAGCUGGAUCCUCCCCAGCUAUCCACCACCUCUCUCUCCCCCAAGGCCCCUGCUGUUGCGCCCAGGCACAACCCUCUGUCCCUGUGGGGCUUCCAGGUCAACAGUGCGAACCUGAAGCUGGUCUUAAAGCCCAACAUCACGGAUCGCAAGUGGAAGGUCAUCUUUGAGCCGCAGCGAGGAGACAUCCGCUUCCUCACACGCAAGAUCCCCAUUAUGGGGCUGCUCAACCUGCAGGUGGGCAUUGGGCAUGACUUUCGGCACAACGCAACGGUGGUGGAAGUGGAAACUGACCUCUGUGCUGAAUGGGAACACGCCCUCGGAGAUUCGUUAUAA
Messenger RNA from Closterium sp. Yama58-4, 885 nucleotides. The record is from the annotation of a GenBank genome assembly. NCBI's taxonomy places the organism in Eukaryota, Viridiplantae, Streptophyta, Zygnematophyceae, Desmidiales, Closteriaceae.